Pungitius pungitius (ninespine stickleback) is the source of this 1723-nucleotide messenger RNA. RefSeq lists its product as uncharacterized. The coding region runs from base 594 to 1715 and encodes 373 amino acids. The record is from RefSeq and is a predicted model, not a curated record. The transcript has 4 exons. Lineage: Eukaryota; Metazoa; Chordata; Actinopteri; Perciformes; Gasterosteidae.
GCUACUAUCGCGCUAGCUUUGCGGUGGCUGACAAGUUAUGUCAGCAAGCGCAAACAAGUUGUACGAAGCUACUGCUGCUCUUGUAUUUAGCCAGCUAGCCUACGUGGAUAACCGUCACUCUGUCUGUCUGUCUGUCUGUCUGUCUGUCUGUCUGUCUGUCUGUCACUAUUAGCUACGGAAAUGGACGAGGGUCUCUGUUAGCUGUCCCUUUCCCGAGUACUGAAAGCAGCGCUUUACGCAGUGGCUGUUUAGCACAACAAUGUCAAAUAUAUACCUGUGUAUGAACAUCUAUCUAUCUAUCUAUCUAUAUCUAUCUAUAUAGAUAUAGAUAUAGAUAAAUGCACACGUGUUAUCUAUCUAUCGAUUAUUAUCUAUCUGAUGGAUACAACUCUGUGUAUCCGGAACAUAUAUAUGUACAUAACAUCCGACUAUUUUUAUAAUAAAUGAUAACACCAAAUAUGAAAUGAUAAUCGUGUCCAUAAAUAUUCAAAAUAAUAAUUACUGAACUAUAAAAGAGAGCAAAGAGAACAAAAACUUUGUUUCAUGAGCACAAAACUCGCAAACGAGUUUUCCUGGACGAAGGGCUCGCGGACAUGACGAGGCGGCGCGUGGACCUUCUAGAACAUUGUCGGAGCCGCAGCGGCGCGAAAAAUCCACUGCUGUCCAUCCUGAACCGAGAAAGAAUGGCGUUAAGAAAAGUUCUUUCGUCGAAGCCCCAAACCCCUUACUUUAAGCCCCCGGCAAUACACAUUUGUGUGGUUGCACUGAAGGACCAGCAUAGGGUCACGAGGUGGGACUUCCAGGACGGCAGAGCGGUGGCGGCCGUCACAAAAGCUAAUGCCGUCAUGGCCAUCAGCGACGGGCACUCCGUGGCCAAAGUGACCCUGUAUGAAGACCUGAAGGCCCAAGUUCAAGAGGGUGCUUCCUACGUGGUUCGUGGCUAUAACCUGAGGGGCAAUUCCCCUCCAUAUGCCUUUAAUGUCUCAAGGGAGACAGAAUUCUUUCGAAGCAGCGCCCUCGUCAUCGACGAGAAAUUACAAAACGAGGCCUUGAGGCUGAUCAAUCCUCGCUCGCCCCUGACCCCCCUCAGCACCUGCAGGGAAUCUGCUGGUCUGGUCACGGUGGAAGGGGAGGUGGUCGAGGUAAGUAACUUUCCGUUUAACGGGACUGCGAUAUAUAUAGCCAAUGUAGGUUGUUGCUGUAAAAUUAAGAGUGUAAGUCCGCCGGACUGCAGCUAUGAGAACAUUAACACCCAAAUCCACUGUGUUCAGGUGUCUGAGCUGAAGGAGGUGGUGGUGGCGAGGGACCGCGUGCCACUGCAAAACAUCACGUUGAAGCAGGGGGAAACAAAGGUGCCCGUGUCCCUCUGGAGGGAAACCGCCCUCCACUGCUGUGAGAUCGGGAACGUCCUGAGAGUGUCCCACCUGAGAGGGUCGGAGUCCAAUUAUGGAUUCCGGCUCCAAACAACGGUGGAGUCAGCAAUUGAGGCGGUCAGUUCCACGGCAGCGGAGGAGGUUGGAGUUUACGGGGCAACACCGGCACGCGGGGCUCCCGGAAGCCUAAAAGUGCUCCUGGAGGACGACAGGACGCUGUUCAUCGAGGAGAGCAAGUGGCUGCCAAUAGCUGCCAUAAUGGAAGCGCCACCCUUACCGGUCAAAAUAACCGUUAAAGGCAACACCAUUGUCGCCAUUGAAGCCAUGCGGAAGGAGGAGUAGCUGUUUGA